AUGACAGAUAGUGAAGAUAGCAGAUGUGAUGAAGAAGGUCACAAAAUGCAACCCUGGGCGUUUGUUGAUCAGGAAGAAACUCAUAUUAGUAAUGAAGAAGCUAUUAAGUCUACGGGCUUCCAUCAAGGAUACAGUGCAUUGGAAAAAGCGAAAAGAAAUCCUUCUCGAUUUUCCAUAUCGGAUAUACUUAGUGACAAGUAUUCAACUGAUAUCGUUAGCAAAAGUGCAAGUCCUGCAGCAAAAAAUUUAAUUACUACUUCUGGCACUGAAUCGACCUUUGCUUCCGCUACUUCAUUUCCAAUAACAAUAAAUGUUGGUAGUGGUAUGCCAUUCAUAGGUACUCAAAUACCGCGAUAUUUACAUAGAGGUAUUCUUCAACAACCAAUACAGAACCCUUGGUUUCAACCAUGGUUAUCUACUGUACAUCCUUCCAUUGCUCAUUAUCAAAGUUUAGCACAAAAUGAUGAGAGCAAGAAAGCGACAGACAAAGUGUUCGAGAAGGGUUAG
Messenger RNA from Thelazia callipaeda (thelaziosis nematode), 507 nucleotides. Lineage: Eukaryota; Metazoa; Nematoda; Chromadorea; Rhabditida; Thelaziidae. The record is from the annotation of a GenBank genome assembly.